AUGGAAGCCUCACCAAACCUGGUAACUAGGCUUAAGUCCGCCCUUCCACAGGAUGUAAACAUCAAAGCCUACCAUCUGUCCUCUGAACCAACUUCGACAAAUGCACUUUUCUCACCUUUGCCUGGAGGCACUGAAGAGACCACCAUCUGCGAGUCACAUUUCCUUGCUAUCUCCUCACCUGAGCAAGAUGAUGCCAAGGAAGUCUUGGUGUUCGCCAUUGAAAUUCUGAUCUUCACUACCGAAAAUCUCACCACGCUCUUUGUUUCCAAGGCCGACUCAUCUGGCUUCUCUUCACGGGUGAAAGCCUCGAAAGGGCUCCCAUCCGUAGUAUCCACGGUCACUUCGACGUUUGUGGAUUAUCUACUAGGACCGAGGCUCAACCGAUCGAGGGUUGUUCUGUCGCUCUUUGCACGAUCACAGAAUCAAUAUCUAUUCCCCGGGAGCAUCGAAAACCCCGGCAAACACGUAUUGGAUGACCGUGAGCUCGUCAAGUGGUGGUGUAGAGUGCUGGAUCAGGUAUUACGCCUUCACAGCAACACCUCAAAUCCGCCUUUCAGAUCUUCUGCCCAUCUGGUCGUUCCAGGAUGCGACAAAGGAGAGACCAGAGCUUUCUUUCCACCGUCAAGCCGUCGAGACCCGACAUCUUCGCCCAAAUGGAACAACUCUUACCCAGUCGAGCUUCUUGCAACAGACACCUCACGGGCCCCACGACACUUAGUGCCUCGCUUCCCAGACGACCCAAAAGCACGAUUUCUAGAUGAUCUAGAUGGAGAUUUUGUUGAUGACCAGGGACAUUGGCGAAGUGUGAAGACUCUCGACCAAUUCUGGGAGAUGAUGUCUUAUCGACAGGAAUGCUCUGCUGGCAGAUUGGUGGGAUUUUUAUGGCUCAUCUUCUCACCAGGCCAGACGACUCAUACCGCACUGGCAGAAUUAGAUCCGCUCGUCACAGAACAAUCCGCAGUAACAUCACAAAGCCAUGCGUCGAUGCCAACACCGGACAAUUCGCAAGCACAAUGCCAUAGCGAAGGAAAGAUUAAUCAGAUUCCACUGGCUGAUGGAGGUGGUGAACUCAAAAACUUGGCCUCACCACCUUCAUCGUCACCGCUUCAAGAUUCUCAGCAACUAUCUUCUCUGCCGAAUAGUGCAAUUGGUUUGUCCAACAAUCAUGAUGCUUCACAUACUGCAAACACCAUCGAAGAACACAUUCUUCAGACUCAUGCGAAGCAGUCGAGUGCAACAAAAGGUCAACUUGUGCUCAACACUAGUCAAUAUCAAACAUUGAUGGAUCAUCUUCUACAAAUGGACUUCGCUGGUGAGGAGAAAGCCGCCGAGAGCACUAGGUUCUGGAUUGGUACGGCCCUAGAGCUGACUGCGCAAUCCGUAUUUGGAGUGUCUAUUCGAGGGGAUCGCAUCUUGACUCAACCUAGCGAGCCCGAAAAAGCACCCGCAGCACCGAUCAAUAUGCUGACAGCAGUACGAAAGAAACGAAAAGCCGACAAUAUUGACGAGAAUGUUGUAAAGCCUCAAAUGGUGGAUUCAAAUUCUGAAUCCGCUGUCGAGCUUCUCUCCGCUGCGAUUGUCCGGAAGAAACCCAAAGGAUGAACUCCAGAGAAACAUGAUUCGCAGUAGGUCAACAGCUGCCUUCGCUGUCAACGAGUCCACCUAACCUACGUUAAAUUCUAUUGGAUGUGUAUGUUGGACAAAAAAAUCUUGCAAGCAUUUACACGAUUUUGGAUCGGCGGUAGACAACGGCUUUGUGCAGGAUCAGGAUUUCUUGGAUGCCUUUUGAAUGGCUAUUUCUAGCAAACUCCAGACUGCGGCAGUACAAAUUGAUUGGCGCAUGUUCUGGCCCGAUACCUGGUCAGCGCCAAGGACACUGGCGAUUGGGUCUCGACAAGCGCCAGCGAGAACGUCGGCUUCUAAAUUUGGACUAACUCGAACCUCU
Exophiala oligosperma is the source of this 1945-nucleotide messenger RNA. RefSeq lists its product as uncharacterized. NCBI's taxonomy places the organism in Eukaryota, Fungi, Ascomycota, Eurotiomycetes, Chaetothyriales, Herpotrichiellaceae. The transcript has a single exon. Gene Ontology annotation, cellular component: nucleus. Gene Ontology annotation, molecular function: histone H3K56 acetyltransferase activity. The record is from RefSeq and is a predicted model, not a curated record. Gene Ontology annotation, biological process: DNA damage response. Bases 1 to 1602 code for a protein of 533 amino acids.